This is a messenger RNA of Rubroshorea leprosula, 974 nucleotides long. The record is from the annotation of a GenBank genome assembly. Lineage: Eukaryota; Viridiplantae; Streptophyta; Magnoliopsida; Malvales; Dipterocarpaceae.
GCCGGCGAUCUCCAUCGCCGGAUUUUUAGUGCUGCAGAAACAAUGAAAAUGGUGGAAAUGAAGAAGGAUCGAGUGACGAGGUUAUUCAGAUUCCGACGAAUGGUGAACACCGAGAUGGAUUCUGAUGUUUUGUCGAGAAAUUCAAUGCCUGAGAUGAAGAAUUAUAAGAAGAGAUUUUCUGGGAAAAUUAGCAGCCGAUUGAUUUUCAGCGAGCAACGUUUUGGUUCCGAAGCAUGACAGAUAUUGGAUGGAGAUCUAGUAAAAAGAAAACCAGCAUAAUCUAAUUCAGAUUUAAUGGCUAGAAAUUGCGAACGAUGGUGUGGCGGCGGAAUUGAAUCUGCUAUGAUGAGUAUGCUGUCUUUCUUACACAGUUCAUUUAUUUUAAUUUUUUUGCAUUGGAUGAAUAUUUGAUGAAGUUUAUGAAAAAUGUUAGUAAAGCUAUUGCAUAAUUUCAUGGAAUUGAGAUUUUCGAUUUUUUAUAUAUAAAUUUGAAUUAUAUACAACUUUCAAGAAUCAGGAGUUCUUGGAAGAGUGCAAAUGAUUUCAGUGGGAAUUGUUAUCUUGAGCAAAACAAUUGUUGUCUCUGUAUCCUGCUAAUUCAGCUCCCAUGCCUGUAGAACACAUAAUUCUUGUAGAUAAGUAUUGCAUUGAGAGAGAAACAAUUGAUGGGUGAUUUGGAGGAAAGGCAACAGUUCACCUGAAUUCUGCCGUCAGAGGUUCCGAUUACCAAAACUUCUUCAUUUACAUCAAGAGCCAUGGUAAUGACCUUACAGUUUGUACCAGUUUGCAGUGUUUCAAUUUUAGUGUGUUUCUUUUGAUCCCAGACUUCCACAGUUCCUCCCUUGCAACCCAGGUAUAUCAGUUCUGAGCUUAUAGCCAUGGACCGAACUUCUGAUGUUGUUGUUAUUGAUCCAAUCAUACUGUAAUUGGAACAACUCCAAAUCUUUGCCCCAAAAUGAAAAUCAUUGUUAAAA